UAAUAUUACAUCAUCCUUCCUUCUCAGUUUUAAGGCAAGACAGCGACAAGAAAGAACAGGGCAUACUCCUAGGAAAGCCACUUUGAACAUUCGAAGUCAUUUUUUUUCCCCGAUGAACCAAUUCUUCCGUCACGUCGACACCGUCACCGACCCUUACGCAAACUUGCAUGCACGGCCAAUAUCCUACAACCACUUCACGACCAGCACCACCUCCUCCUCCUCCUCCGCUUCUUCCGACUUGGAAGCCUCGAUCGCGGCCGUGGAGAGGAUCCUCAACUACAGUUUUCGAAAUAAAUGCCUCCUCGAAGAAGCCUUGACGCACUCUUCUUACUCCGAUUCGACGUCGUAUCAACGACUCGAGUUCGUCGGCGACGCUGCGCUGGGGCUGGCCCUCACUAACCACGUCUUCUUGGCUUACCCGGAGCUUGACCCUGGGCUGCUUUCGUUGAUCCGGGCAGCGAAUAUAAGUACUGAGAAACUCGCCCGCGUUGCCAUCAACCACCGGCUUUUCCAGUUCGUACGGCACAAUGCCAUUGGUCUCGAGGAUAAGGUUAGGGAGUUUGCUAAGGUGGUUAGUCAAGAAGAUGAUCCAGUGUCAUAUGGUGGAUCCAUGAAAGCACCAAAGGUCCUAGCUGAUAUUGUAGAGUCUGUGGCAGCCGCUGUUUAUGUUGACGUCAAUUUUGAUCUUUCAAAACUGUGGGUGAUCAUUAGAGGUUUAUUGGAGCCUAUAGUGACAUUAGAGGAUUUGCAGCAACAGCCCCAACCCGUGACGGUGUUGUUUGAGUUUUGCCAAAAGCAAGGGAAGCAUGUUGAUAUAAAGCACUGGAAGAAAGGGUUGACAAAUGUUGCUAGUGUUUACGUUGACGGAAGUUUCAUUGCUUCCGGUUCUUCUGAGCAAAAGGACAUUGCAAAGCUUAAUGCAGCAAGGGGAGCCUUGCAUAAGUUGUUGCAAUCCAUGCCUGUUGAUGUUAAUCCUUUUGGAAUCGAAGGGAUUAACGGGUCUUUUGAGAUUGAUGGAGCAAAACAGAAGUUGCACGAGCUCUGUGGCAAGAAAAAGUGGCUCAAGCCUAUUUAUGAACUCGAGAAAGAUGAAGGUCGCCCGCAUGAGAAGAUAUUUGUAUCUUCAGUUAAAAUUCCAACUGUAGAUGGUGCGCUAUAUAUCACAGGGGAUGAAAAGUCCAGAGUUAAAGAAGCAGAGAACUCUGCAGCUUCCUUCAUGAUUCGAGCCCUCCAAGAAUCCGGCUAUCUGUGAUUCUUCCCUCCUCAAUUCACUACAAUCUUUAUCAUAUCUCUAACAACAGGUAAAAUCUUGUUGUAUGUUGUAGCAUCCAACCAUAAAGAAAGAGAUUCAAUCUUCAAAUGUAUCUGCAUCUCUCUAGCUUAAUUUGAAGCUCACCAAGAUGUAGAUGACUGUCAGGAUAAAUGGGUUUAGAAAGCCAACAGUGAUGAUCUCUGCUUGUUUGCUGUGCCUGGAAAUACAUUCCUUUGUACAAUCUCAUGAACAGAAACUUCUUUUGUUCUUGGUUAGAUUGUCCUUGAGGAUUAAGAAUGAUACCAGGUAAUCCUCCAAGGUAGUGAGGGUCAGCUUGAAAUUCAAAUUCUCUCUUCUGAAAUCCCUCAAGGGAUGAUGAUUCUUGUAACAAUACAAUCUUUUCAAGUUCUCAUGCAUGCUUUAUUUAUUAUUGUUAAGAUGUUC
Theobroma umbraticum is the source of this 1696-nucleotide messenger RNA. It is a transcript of the gene RTL2, whose product is annotated as RNAse THREE-like protein 2. Lineage: Eukaryota; Viridiplantae; Streptophyta; Magnoliopsida; Malvales; Malvaceae. Gene Ontology annotation, cellular component: nucleus; cytoplasm. Gene Ontology annotation, molecular function: RNA binding; ribonuclease III activity. The record is from RefSeq and is a predicted model, not a curated record. Gene Ontology annotation, biological process: siRNA processing.